CCAUGGAGGCGUUCUUAUGGAUGUGCACCAGGGCCAGGUAGAUGCGAUGGAGCUAAAUAGACAGCACUGGCGAUCUCAGACAGAGAGAUCCAGCUGGUUCACUCAACACAGCAUCUCUUGCAUCACCAACACUCACUGUCACUGGCAGCGAUCGGAUGGAGAAUAAGUUACGUAUUAUCCGACACAGGCCGCCAACAGAGAUCGAUUACUGUCGUAAGUUGUCAAACAGUGAGUUUUAUAAACAUUUAAUCCAUUUUAGGCAUGAAAUGUUCAUUAGGAAGAUUAUACAUUGGUAUGUCUUGCACUGACAGAUGGAGCUGCAAAAACAAACAAAACCAGACUGUUAUCAAUUCGAUUAAAACGUGCGCGGUGUUAACUUAAUUAAUCGAUUCUAAUCUUCGCUGGUAUAUUUAAAUAAUAAGAUUAGCAGAAAUCAAGCCGCACAACAACAGCUCUCUCCAUGCGGAAAUGCGGAGCAAACGAGCGUCGUGAUUGGCUGCCCACCGUGUGUACUUCCGGAAACAAAUCGGUUCACAUCCGCUCUACAGCCGGCAUCAUUGAGUGAUGCUUUCACAUUUCUGAGGUUUAUGGUCAACAUUAUUACAAAAAACAGCGUUUAAAGCGUCGUUUGUGCGUGUCUGUUGUAAGCUAGGAUGAAGUUUUGGAGCUCCUGGUGAUAAAGUGGGUGCCAUGCAGAGACGCCACAGCAGCAACACUGAGGGCAUGCCGCCAGAAAGGAACAGGAGUCAAGCUCUCGGUUCAGAGAGCAGCCUUGAUGAAGGAGGAGUGUUUGACUGUCUGAAGCCAGACUCUCCUACGUCGCCCCAGCAGCUCUUCUCUGGUCUGGUGGGCGUCUCUGCUGGGAACGUGUCCUCAGCUCCUUUCCAGGCUGCAGGGCUGGUUCUGGGUUCUCCACCGGAUGUCUUCAUCCAGAUGGCGUCCUCAUCGAGGGACGAAGGCUCUCACCGGACGGAGAACCCACCUUAUCUCCCUCGCCCUCCUCAGCACCAUCAUCAUCAUCACUCCGGCCAGCACCGCUCUUCUCUCCUGCAUGCGGCCACCUCUGCUGAGAGACACGGGAGUAGAGAUGAUGGAAGUGAUGAUGCCUCUACACCAGCUCCUGCUCUCUCUGAGCUCAAGGCCAUGGUCACAUGGCUUCAGAGGGGAUUCCCUUUUAUCCUCAUUCUCCUCGCUAAAAACUGCUUUCAGCACAAGCUUGGAAUUGCUAUUUGCAUUGGAAUGAUCAGCACAUUUGCCUUUGCUAACUCAAAGCUGAAGCAUCAGGUGGCAUUGCGGGAGGAGAGGUCUGUGUUUACCACCCUCUGGAUUAUGAUCUUUCUCGCUGGCAACAUUGUGUAUGUGUAUUACACAUUCAGUGCAGAGGAACUUCACAACAGCCUUAUUUUUACGAAGCCAAACAUCAACAGUUAUGAUUUCUUUGACCUGAUCUGGGCUGUUGGAAUAACAGAUUUUGUGCUGAAAUAUUUCACCAUCGAGCUUAAAUGCCUCAUUCUGUUCCUGCCUAAAAUGAUCCUCGCUUUCAAGUCCAGGGGGAAAUUUUAUCUGCUCAUAGAGGAGCUGAGUCAACUCUUCAGAGCUUUGGUUCCCAUCCAGCUGUGGUACAAGUACAUCAUGGGUGAAGAUCCAUCCAGCAGCUACUUCCUCGGGGCAACGCUGAUUAUCAUCUACAGUCUUUGUAAGUCUUUUGAUUUGUGUGGAAGAAUAUCUGGUAUUCGGAAAGCAUUCGUCAUUCUCUGUAGCUCACAGAGUUACGGUACGAGAGCCAGUGCUCAGCAGUGCAGUGAGGCCGGGGAUGUGUGUGCGAUCUGCCAGGCUGAGUUUAGAGAGCCAAUCGCACUGCUCUGUCAGCAUGUGUUCUGUGAGGAGUGUUUAUGCCUGUGGUUUGACCGUGAGAGAACGUGUCCGUUGUGUCGGUCAGCGGUGGUCGAAACUCCGCGCAACUGGAAGGACGGCACAACGUCAGCACACUUUCAGAUCUACUGAAUGGAGACCCAGCUGAUUGAUGAAGGUUUUCAGGUCGACUAGAAUCAGAUAAAACAUGCAUAAAAUGAUCCUGUUUGUAAUGUUGUAAAAUGGGAAUUGUGACGAUAUGUUACGUCAUUGAAUGUAAUGUACAAGCGCACCAUUACAUUAUGUCCG
Messenger RNA from Sinocyclocheilus anshuiensis, 2160 nucleotides. Its product is annotated as RING finger and transmembrane domain-containing protein 2-like. Bases 691 to 2004 code for a protein of 437 amino acids. Gene Ontology annotation, biological process: positive regulation of ERAD pathway. The record is from RefSeq and is a predicted model, not a curated record. The transcript is spliced from 11 exons. NCBI's taxonomy places the organism in Eukaryota, Metazoa, Chordata, Actinopteri, Cypriniformes, Cyprinidae. Gene Ontology annotation, molecular function: ubiquitin protein ligase activity.